AUCAUUCAUGGACAGUGGAAAGUAGUGGAGAAAAUUGGAGCUGGUGGCUGUGGUGCAGUAUAUGAAGUGCUCCACGUUAAGCGUAAAAAUUAUGCAGCAGCACUUAAAGUUGAAUCGACAUCAUUACCGGAUGGUGGAGUAUUAAAAUUAGAAGCAUAUGUGCUAGCAAAAUUGAGUAAUGCUUCGAAACACACUAUUCGUUUACUUCAUUCCGGUAAAAGACCCAAAUACAGUUUUAUUGUGAUGACAUUAUGUGGUCCAGACUUAAUGUUUCUAAGAAAAAUGAAAGGUGCAAACAAGAUAAAACGGGAUGAUGAUCAUUUCUCAUUUGAAACAACAUUACGAAUUGGAGUGCAUUGCUUGUUUGCUAUUAAAAUGCUUCAUGAAAUCGGCUUUGUACACCGAGACGUGAAACCCGGCAAUAUGGUAAUUGGAAUCAAUGGACGAGAUUGUAGAACGAUUUUCAUGGUCGAUUAUGGCAUGGUAAGAUCAUUUGCACUGGAAGACUCUGCUAGCAAGAAAGUAGCGUUACGGAAACCGCGUAAAAAAGUUUUGUUACGUGGAACGCUACGUUAUUGCUCUCCAAACGUUCACCGGCGUAUGGAACAGGGUAGAGGUGACGAUUUGCUAUCUCUCCUCUAUAUGCUGAUUGAGCUUUGUUGUGGCCUACCGUGGAGUGCAGUUAAAGAUGAAAAAGUACUGUUGAAAAUGAAAGAAAGCAUUACAACAGACAAACUUUUUAAAAUGGCUCCUACUGAAUUUGCUCCAAUAUAUAAUCAUUUGAAAUCAUUAGAAUACAAAGAUCGGCCAAAUUAUAAAUUUAUUUAUGAUCAGUUUAUGAAAGGCAUUCGACGAUUAAAAGUAUUUUUUCGAGAUGCAUAUGAUUGGGAAGAUGAUAAAGAUAUUCAGGAAGCACGGCAUUUGGAAACAUCCCUUUCAUUCCACGAAGAAGACAAGCGAUUUACUAGCAAAAAAGGACGAAGAAAAGUUUGUGACGAUCCAUAUUAUCUUGAUCAUCGAUUUUACCCAACAACUGAUCCAAAACAUUUUGAAGAAAAAUUGAUGCCACUAUAA
This is a messenger RNA of Thelazia callipaeda (thelaziosis nematode), 1074 nucleotides long. NCBI's taxonomy places the organism in Eukaryota, Metazoa, Nematoda, Chromadorea, Rhabditida, Thelaziidae. The record is from the annotation of a GenBank genome assembly.